UGUUGAUGAUAUGAAUGCUAUGCUAACUGGCUCGAGUCAAUGUUUUAUCUGAUAUACGAGAUGACUGUCAGAUUUUAACGCGUUGACACCUUUUUAUACAUAGGGUAUUAUUUGUGUUAAAAGAGCAAAAGGGCACAAUACUAAAAGAGGAACCCCAAUGCAGUCAGCUGCAGAGUCUGUGGAGAAUGCCUCCAUCCUGUCAGGUGGCUUGGCACAAGAGGGUCAUCGGCUUUGGAUUGGCAACAUUGACCCCAAAAUCACAGAGUACCAUUUAGUGAAGCUCCUGGAGAAGUUUGGCAAAGUGAAGCAGUUUGACUUUCUAUUCCACAAAUCGGGUCCUCUGGAGGGCCAGCCAAGAGGAUACUGCUUCGUCAACUUUCACACCAAAGAGGAGGCUGAGCGGGCCAUUCAGUGUCUGAAUGGAAAGUUGGCACUUUCUAAGAAGUUAGUGGUGCGCUGGGCGCAUGCUCAGAGAUUUGAACCCUUCAGAGGAGACAAGAAUCUGCCUGCCAGUUUAGAGCCAUCCAGUGAUGCAGAGGACCUGCCAACCUCACUGAGUGUUAAUGCAAAGAUUCGUGCCAUUGAAGCCAAGCUGCAGAUGAUGGAGGAGAACCCAGAUGACUUUACUGGGCCUUCAGCAUAUCUCUACAACAAGCCACCUGAGAAGAAGGACAAGAGGUCCCAGCCCUACCACAAGCAUUUCCGCAAAUUCAGGAGAUGACCUCUCCUAAAACUGGCUUGAGUGUCCCUGCACUGAACGAACUGAGGACAGAGAUGUACAGAGAUAAGUUGUUCUUAUCUCUUGGCCACUAUGGGACUGUAGGGAGGGUAACACUUUUGAUUUGUAGUGUUGUGCUGUUUCCAGGCCAAUGGAGGAGUACUGUUACCAUGAAAGACAUUAGCUGAAGAAAGCGGGAUAUAAGAACAUUCUAGUGAAAUUACUUUAUCCAUUUUUUUUUUUUUUUAAAUAUUGAUGUUAAUGAUUUCAGUUGUUCGGGAGUUGAUAUAUUGACUUUCACACCUUCCUGAAUAUUUAAUCACAUUUCUGUACACAUGUCCCUUCUUGAUAUUCUUCCAGAAUGCAGCUUUUGUUGUUUGCGUAGUUUUUUUUUUUUUAUUCAUUUGUAAACUGCCCCAUGUGGUUUCAUGCUGUGCUGCUUGUGGGAGUGUUGUAUUGUGUUGUGAGUGUUAUGAAAUUUUACUAUCCCAAAUCUACACACUAAGAAUAUUACCUGCUUUCAUUAGAAUGUUUGAGUCACAUUUAUAAAGAAAGCACAAUACUCUGCUCGGUAGAGCUGCACUGUUGCUGUACAAUUCUUUAGCUAUCAAUAUCUUACCUUUGCCUUUUUAUGUUAAAAGUGAAAAGGGCUCAUAAUGGACUGUUUGGAUCAAGUGAAAUUGUACAAGUAUUUUGAUAUGUCAUAUUCCAAAAAAUAAAUCAAAUGC
Xyrauchen texanus (razorback sucker) is the source of this 1446-nucleotide messenger RNA. It is a transcript of the gene rbm18, whose product is annotated as RNA binding motif protein 18. NCBI's taxonomy places the organism in Eukaryota, Metazoa, Chordata, Actinopteri, Cypriniformes, Catostomidae. The coding region runs from base 158 to 721 and encodes 187 amino acids. Gene Ontology annotation, molecular function: RNA binding. The record is from RefSeq and is a predicted model, not a curated record. The transcript has 6 exons.